UAUUCAUAAUCAUUCAAUAUUUGAUUAAAAUCAUUAAAUCCAAGUAAAUUUAGUCAUUCGUUUUGUUAGUGAUAAUUGGUUGAUUGUGUGCUGUUCUAGGAAUCCAAAAAUGGUUGAUUUCCAGAGCAUCAUGAGGAACUAUUCACGCUUUUUGCUUAUCAUUUUCAACUUUUUUUUCGUGCUCACUGGUGUAAUUGUUAUAUCGGUUGGAAUUAGUACCAAAGCGUAUUUUAACGAAUUCGAUGACUUGCUGAACGACAAGUACUUUUACAUAUCCGAUGUUUUUAUUGUGGUUGGCGUUAUAAUAUUCUUCAUAUCUUUCUUUGGAUGCUGUGGAGCUGCCAAAGAGAAUGCUUGCCUGACGACAACUUUCUCCACAUUACUGAUCGUCAUCUUUAUAUUGGAAGCUCUUGUUGGAAUCGGAGCAGUUGUUCUAAGACACAAGACGGAAAACAUUUUAGAACAGGCCCUUAAAAAAUCCAUGACGGAAUAUGGUCAAAAUACUACGAAAGAAAUCACCGCUACUUGGGAUGCAAUUCAACAGCAGUUGAAGUGCUGUGGAGUUGACUCGUCCGGUGACUGGAAGAAUGUCAGUAUCCCAAACCGAAUUGUGGAUUCAAACUUGCCCUUAAGUUGCUGCAAUAUUGCACCAGGAACAGUGAACCCUUUCACAUGCAACGCCAAUUCUACAGAUGUACACGCCAAUGGUUGUUUGCAAGUGUUUGGUGACUAUAUCAGAGACAAUACUUCCAGUAUCGAGAUUGCAGCCUUAACUCUGGCUGUUAUACAGCUCUUGGGAAUUAUUCUGUCCUGCUACUUAGCCAAACAAAUCAGAAGCGAUUACGAAACAGUAUAAAUCCGAUAACGAGAAUAUACAUAUAUCAGCCGUUCGUUAACUGUAAUAAUAAUAUAACCAAAGUAAUAAGUUAGUCAUAGAGAUCAGUCAGUCCUAAUAGUUCUCCUAAUCCUUAUAUUUUUAGUCGCGACAAAUAAGGGUUUCUGUUUAUUUGAUAAUAAAUUGGUGAUUAAAAUUGUGGUAUUUCAUGAGCAAGUCUGAUGAAACUUGUCUUUGUAUAUUGGGGUAUGAAGUUAUAGAAGUGAACUAUUAAGUAAUAUUAAUCAUUGCCGUGUUAGGUAUCUAUCGAGUUUCCUAUAUUUUCAAUUUCUAUUAAAGUAUCUAAACUAGUA
Messenger RNA from Dendroctonus ponderosae (mountain pine beetle), 1188 nucleotides. Its product is annotated as CD63 antigen. Lineage: Eukaryota; Metazoa; Arthropoda; Insecta; Coleoptera; Curculionidae. The record is from RefSeq and is a predicted model, not a curated record. The transcript has 5 exons. Gene Ontology annotation, cellular component: membrane. The coding region runs from base 110 to 856 and encodes 248 amino acids.